This is a messenger RNA of Scophthalmus maximus (turbot), 1349 nucleotides long. RefSeq names its product 6-pyruvoyltetrahydropterin synthase (gene pts). The coding region runs from base 91 to 531 and encodes 146 amino acids. Gene Ontology annotation, molecular function: 6-pyruvoyltetrahydropterin synthase activity. The record is from RefSeq and is a predicted model, not a curated record. Gene Ontology annotation, biological process: tetrahydrobiopterin biosynthetic process. NCBI's taxonomy places the organism in Eukaryota, Metazoa, Chordata, Actinopteri, Pleuronectiformes, Scophthalmidae. The transcript is spliced from 6 exons. Gene Ontology annotation, cellular component: mitochondrion.
CGUCUCGCCUUAAAGUGACUCUCUGUGCACAGCACGUCACCCCACCCCCCAGCCUGAGCCUCCUCCUCCCCCCGGGUGCUGCAGCUGACCAUGGCCGGAUCCGCUGGGAACUCCAUAGAGCGCAUCGGAUACAUCACCCGCGUCCAGAGCUUCAGCGCCUGUCACCGGCUCCACAGCGUUCACCUGAGUGAUGAGGAGAAUAAACAAGUCUAUGGAAAAUGCAACAAUCCCAAUGGUCAUGGACACAACUACAAAGUGGAGGUUACAGUGCGUGGAAAGAUCGAUCGUGUCACCGGCAUGGUCAUGAACCUGACUGACCUGAAGCGGUGCAUUGAGGACGUCAUCAUGACUCCACUGGACCAUAAAAACCUGGAUAAGGACGUCCCAUACUUUGCCAACGUUGUCAGCACGACUGAGAACCUGGCUGUUUACAUCUGGGACAACAUGGCGAAGGCCGUCCAGUCCAACGUGCUCUACGAGAUAAAGAUACACGAGACGGACAAGAACAUCAUCGUAUAUCGAGGAGAGUAGACGUCAGAGUGGAGAAGUAAUGCGUUGACUGUGUGAAAGUGCCAUUAGUUACAGUGUGUUCAGCUUCACUGUUUGCUUAAGGAUGACCGAGCAGACUCCGGUUAGUAAGACUGAUUCAGGUUUAAGAUGAGAAAGAGAUGAUAUUGAUACUCUUGCACUUUAUACACUCAAGAUGUCGCAAAUCCAAAUGUUAAGUGUGCUUGUCGAAUUUGUAUUCUUGUUAAGGCGAGGUCACUCCCAACCUUCUGGCUCAUGACCCCCUGAAACGUAGCAAUGUCUCGUUGCCUACGCAAAAAAACAUUUGUGCAUUUGUCUACAGAUUGUAACCAAAGAUCAUUUUAUUUCUUGUUUUAAAUUUUAUUUGAAUUGCUUUCAAAAGCUCGGGAGAAACGUCCCAUGCAUAGUGUGCCACAUGCACGGGACGCCUUAUUGAGGCCUCCCACUGAAGUUCAAACUUCUAAUAAUUCAGACAGAUUUUAUACGUGCAGGAUAUUAUAACAUUUUUACAUUUGCAUUCAUCCAAUUUUUAGUGAAUAAGUCCCCAUUAUUAUCACAAUGGUGCCUUUUCAAUACACACAAUUACACCUUUUGAUAGUAUUCUUUUUUCCUGUGGAGUAUUCCAGCUGUUACUGUAAAGACUGACUCACCAAAAUGUUUAAAGGGGACCAUGAAUUUCAUCAUCUCAUCUCACCAAGCAGUCACACUGACAUCUAGUGGUACGAAACUGUACAUGUUUCAGGUUGUGGUAAUAAAACAAGACUGUGAAGUAGUGCUGACUAGUUGCUGCAAUGGUUCCUCACAAUAAAAUCUGAAGAUAG